AUGAGCUCUUAAUCAUCAUGAGAUAUUGUUCUUCUUUGUUUUUUCUCCUCCUCUUAUUCUUCUGUCAUUUCUAGUGUUCUUUUAAGAACAACAAACUUUGUUGAAGAUUGUGAUUGUGUCCAUUUGGGUUGUUUCUUUUUUUUUUUUUCAUUCUUGGUUAAUAAUGUACGGUAUAUAUAGGAAGCUUUAGCUUCUUGGAGAUUGUUCUUGGGCUUUACAAUUCUUUCUCUUCUUUAUAUUGAUCCACUUGGGGGUGUCAGUAGAUAUAUAGAAUCUUAAUUUAUUGAAGAUUGGUGUUUGGGCUCUUGAUUUCUUGUUCUUGUGUCAUUUAGAGGGUAUUUGUGCAUUAUAUACGCUACUCAAUGGCACAAUUACCUCCCAAAAUCCCAAACAUGCAACCAAGUUGGCCUGACUUCUCCCAACAAAAUUUCACGCCACCGUCUCUUAAUGCCGCCGCCGCCGCCGCCGCCACCAUCACCACCACAGCCGCCCAAAACCCAUCGUGGGUAGACGAAUUCCUCGACUUCACGUCGGCGAGACGUGGGACCCACAGGCGAUCAGUGAGUGACUCCAUUGCCUUCUUAGAGGCACCAUUGCUAGAAGAAUGUCGUGGCACAGGCGCAGUAGUAGCUCAUCAUGGUUCUGGACAUAACAGCAGCAGCGACUUUGAUAAAUUUGACGAUGAACAGUUUAUGUCUAUGUUCAACGAUGAUAUCUCCAAUGCGAUGACUCGGUCUUGCUCGAACCCAUCAACGCCGUCGGAUCAUAACAGCAUUAAUGAUGAGAAAGAUACAACGUUGUCCGAUCAGAAGCAGCAGAAGAUAAGGAAUGAAUCCGAUGAGGUGCAAAGCCAAUGCCAACAAGAGACUCAAAUUCCACCAAGCACAACCAAUACCACUUCUUCUGAUAGGAUAAUUGAUCCCAAGAGAGUCAAAAGAAUCUUGGCAAACAGGCAAUCUGCACAGAGGUCACGGGUAAGGAAGCUGCAAUACAUAUCUGAGCUUGAACGAAAUGUGACCUCAUUGCAAGCUGAGGUUUCAGUGCUCUCACCAAGAGUUGCAUUUCUAGACCACCAACGCUUGCUUUUAAACGUUGAUAACAGUGCUCUUAAGCAAAGAAUUGCUGCUCUAGCCCAAGACAAGAUUUUCAAAGAUGCUCAUCAAGAAGCACUGAAGAGAGAAAUAGAGAGACUGAGGCAAGUGUAUCACCAACAAAACCUCAAGAAGAUGGAAAAUGCAACACCAUCACCUUCCCCAGCAACAGACCCCACUGCUCCUACUGAGAAAGAACAACUUCUCCAAGUUUAAUUCUUUUUUCCCAGUGAGUUUUUUCAGGCAUGGUAAAUUGACUGAUAAAAUCUCUUUAUCAAGAAAAUAAGGAAAUUAAUAAUUCUUGGAGAAAAUUUUGAACAUCAAAUAUUUUUCAUGGAAUAAUUAUUGCCAAGAUAUAAAUUUCAAUGGUCCCUUAACCAUGCUUGAAAAAAAAAAACUGGAAAGGAGUCACAUUCAUGCAGAAGAGGGGCUGGGGGGAUGCUAUUGGUGCUCUCUGCUAUUAUCCUGUGCAUUCACAUGAUGUGUUCACAUCUGACUGGGGACCACUCAACCUUACGUGAUUGAUUGCUGGGAAAAUCAUGUGCAGCUGUGAUUAAAAAUUAAAGGGAAAAAAGAAAAAAGAAAGAAAAUUGUCUACUUUGACUGAUUAGCUAGGAGAAGUUGUGGUUGCUAAUUCUUAAUUUUAAUUUUUAGUCUGAUUUAUUCUUUUUAUAAGUGAAGUUGGAAGCAAAAGGAUAGUGGUUUUAUGUUGGGAUGUAUGAAAGGAUGUGGCUGUCAGUCAGCUGGGAAGUGUUUGAUACUUUAAUGUCAGAUUGAUUUGUGCUUUUUCAGUGCUUGAUAUCUGUUUGUUGUAAUAAUUUUUUUUUUAUCAAUUUAUUUCCCAAAAGAAAAAAAAGACAAAAAGAAAAGUGUAAAUAUCCAUUUCCAAUUGUAUAUAGUGAAAAUUUGGGUUA
Molecule: messenger RNA, 2005 nt
Organism: Hevea brasiliensis (rubber tree)
Lineage: Eukaryota; Viridiplantae; Streptophyta; Magnoliopsida; Malpighiales; Euphorbiaceae
Product: basic leucine zipper 61
Exons: 4
Coding region: 363-1307 (314 amino acids)
Biological process (GO): positive regulation of DNA-templated transcription
Cellular component (GO): nucleus
Molecular function (GO): DNA-binding transcription factor activity; DNA binding
Source: RefSeq, a predicted model, not a curated record